AUGGCACAAGUUCCUCGCAAUUUUCGUUUAUUAGAAGAGCUCGAGAAGGGUGAAAAAGGACUUGGUGAUGGUGCUUGUAGCUAUGGCCUAGCUGACGAUGAUCUUCUUAUGCACAACUGGCAUGCUACUAUUCUCGGUGCUCCCCAUUCUGUACACGAGAAUCGAAUCUACAGCUUAACAGUUUUCUGUGGUGACCAAUAUCCCAAUCAACCUCCUGUCCUUCAAUUUGUAUCCAGAAUCAAUUUACCUAGUGUUAACCCUCAAAACGGAAAGGUUGAGCCCAGUCGUUUGCCCUGUCUCGCACACUGGAGAAGCAAUUAUACACUCGAAACUGUCUUGACUGAAUUAAGAAGAGAGAUGGCUACUGUUGGCCGCAAGUUGCCUCAACCCGCUGAAGGCUCCACUUACUAA
Mucor velutinosus is the source of this 411-nucleotide messenger RNA. RefSeq lists its product as uncharacterized. Gene Ontology annotation, cellular component: nucleus. NCBI's taxonomy places the organism in Eukaryota, Fungi, Mucoromycota, Mucoromycetes, Mucorales, Mucoraceae. The record is from RefSeq and is a predicted model, not a curated record. The transcript is spliced from 5 exons. The coding region runs from base 1 to 411 and encodes 136 amino acids. Gene Ontology annotation, biological process: protein K63-linked ubiquitination; DNA damage tolerance.